Molecule: messenger RNA, 1683 nt
Organism: Microthlaspi erraticum
Lineage: Eukaryota; Viridiplantae; Streptophyta; Magnoliopsida; Brassicales; Brassicaceae
Source: the annotation of a GenBank genome assembly
AUGGAUUUACUAAAGCAACAACCUACACAUAAACACCGGUUAAGCCUUGUUGUUGGUCAAUCGGAAUGUAAGGCUUGCUCCCUUCAUACCGAAGCCGAUCAUUUUUAUCACUGCUCUACUUGUAAUGUUAGCUUUCACAAGGAGUGCACGGAGUAUUCGUUGAUCAUUCCUACACAUCCUUAUCACCCGAGACACCCACUUAAAAUCCGCACCCGCAAAUCUGAAGAUGUUGUUGAGGAUUGCUUAUGGUGCAAAAGAAACAUGGGGUACAUUUUCUAUCAUUGCUCCGUCUGUAAUUUAAACAUCCAUCUCUUCUGUGCUAGCCAGGCACACUUGGUUUUUACCUUGGACCCUGGGGAGAAACAUGAUCAUCCUCUCACAAUCUUCCCUAGAAGGAUGGACUUCACUUGCAAUCUAUGUGGGUUCUACGGUGAUUGGUUUCCUAUUUAUGCAUGCAUCAAAUGUGAUUUCAUGGUCCACAAAGACUGCCUGGAUCUACCAAGCAUCAUAAGGAUAUCGUGUCAUGAACAUCGUCUCUCUCGAAGACUUUCUCUCCCUCUAGAGGAAUGGUCUUGUGGAAUUUGUCACACGCUAGUGGAUUCCAUGUAUGGAGCCUUUUCUUGCAGCACUAAAGAUUGCAGCUAUGUAGUCCAUACCAGAUGUGCAACAUUGGAUGUUGUCUGGGACAAGAGAGAACUUGAAGGUAUCCCUGAGGCAGUAGAUGAGCUUAAAGAUGUCUAUCCAUACGAGGUAAUAGACGGCAACAUCAUAAAACAUUUCAGUCAUGAACAUUAUCUAAGACUUGUACCCAACGAGGAUAGUAAUGGUUUUAUUGAUAGAACGAGAUGUUGUCAAGCCUGUUGCUUUCCUAUCCAGUGUGAUAAUUUCUACAACUGUGAUCAUUACAAAGAUUGCAGUUUCAGUCUCCACGAAAAAUGUGCUAAUUUGCCUCGAAGAAGAUGGUCAACCUUACAUCCGCACCCGCUUAGUCUAAAGGCAGAUGACAUUACAUUCAGUUAUAGUACCCGGAGAGGUUUCUAUUUCUGCUCUACUUGCACUCGCUUCUCUUGCGGGUUUAGGUACGUUUGCGAAGAAGACACUUGUCGUUUUGUAGCUGAUGUCCGGUGUGCUUCGAUACCAGAGUCUCUAAACCAUAAAUCUCAUCCACAUCCCAUGUUCAUUAGUUUAAGAAACAGAGGUGAAAUGACAUGUGUGACUUGUGGAAAAGCAUCAUCCAUAGCGCUAUAUUGUUUACAGUGUCCCUUCUUUAUGUGUUUCAAAUGCUCUACUAUACCAGAUAAAUUUUUAUACAUGUAUGACGGCGACGAAUAUGCCUUAACCCUUUGUUGCGGUGAAGAAGAAGAAGAAGACGUUAAGGGUCAGUACUGGUGCUUUAUAUGCGAGAAGAAAGUAGAUCCUAAGAAAUGGUUCUAUGUAGGUGACCACUCUGGUGGCACUCUUCACACAACUUGUGUUCUUGGAAGCUCCUCAUAUGCCAAGCCUGGUCGAGCUAUGAUUAACCAUGGUUCGGACGAAAAGGAGUUUGAGAUCAUCUCCAACAAUGAAGAUUCUCGACCAUUAUGUUGUAUGUGUGACCGUCAUUGUCCAGACUCAGUCGCGUUCAAGCAGGAAGACAACAUUUAUUGUUCUUCCGAUUGUCUGUCUAUCCAAAAUUUGGACUAG